This is a messenger RNA of Nematocida minor, 1392 nucleotides long. Its product is annotated as exosome complex exonuclease RRP6. The coding region runs from base 1 to 1392 and encodes 463 amino acids. The transcript has a single exon. Gene Ontology annotation, molecular function: 3'-5'-RNA exonuclease activity; nucleotide binding; nucleic acid binding. NCBI's taxonomy places the organism in Eukaryota, Fungi, Microsporidia. Gene Ontology annotation, biological process: poly(A)-dependent snoRNA 3'-end processing; TRAMP-dependent tRNA surveillance pathway; nuclear polyadenylation-dependent CUT catabolic process. Gene Ontology annotation, cellular component: nuclear exosome (RNase complex); nucleolus. The record is from RefSeq and is a predicted model, not a curated record.
AUGUUUCUUACACAGGCCACAGACAGACUCUCCAAGACACUUACUAAAUACAGCAGCAUAAUCCAGCAGGAAAAGCUGAUUAUACCAGAAAAUGAGCUCAGAGAAAAAACAGAGCACUGCAGACAGUUAAUACAAGAAAUAGAAAACACUCUGCAAACUGACUCCUUCUCUCUUUUGCAAGAAGUGGAAAAUAUUUGCGAAGACAUCCACAAAGUAUGCGCCAACUUGAAAAUAACGGAAGAAAGCAUUCUUCCCCCGCAGAAAACCAUUCUUCUGAAAAUAGAAAAUAAAAACUUCAUUCUCUCCAAGAACAUCCCCAGGCCGCAGAUCAACUUCAAAGACAGAAGAAGGAAUAAUUAUUCGGUAGAAGAAACAAAAACAACGGAAAAACACACACUGCCUGCAGAAAUUCCAUUAAAUCAGGGUAGCACUGCUGAAAGUGACGAAACAUUUAGAAACACGCUCUCUUUCCUGCACUCUUCCCUUCUCUCUCUCCAUGAAACACCAGAGAAAAAGAAUGUACAGUACAUUUCCACCGAGGAAGACUGCAAGAUGGCAAAUAGUCUGAUAUUGCAGCAGAACGUGAUCGGAGUAGAUGCGAAGAAGCACACCUUCAGGAGCUACAAUGGAUUUACGUGCUACAUCCAAGUGUCUACACAUGAUUCCAUCUUUCUCUUCGAUAUGAUAGCACUUCGUAACCACUCUAAACUGCUGACUUUCUGGGACGUAGAGAGCAUUGUAAAAGUAUUCUACAAAGAGAAAAAGAAAACAGAAUGGCUGAGAAAAGAUUUAAAGUACACAAUAAAAAGCACAGUGGACAUUAUGAACAUGCACGGGAUGCCUGCGCACAUAAACAGCUUGCACUCGGCUAUUUGCGAAAUAACUGGAAAUAUCGUCAAAAAACAGUUUCAUUUGGUCGACUGGAGAUACAAGCCUAUAUCCCAGGAGAUACUCAGUGAGUUGGAGACAGGAGUUGGAUACCUCUUGGAAAUCGCAGCAGAACUCGCUAGAAAUACGACACAAGAGGAGUUUGUUGAUAAGUACAGGAAUACAUGCGAAGAGGAGAAGACAAAAACAGACCCAGAGGAAUUCUGCAAUAAAUACGGCGUGGAAAUGAAUGAGUCGUUUUUGAAAAUAUUCCUGCUCCGAGACUUCAUCGCAAAAGAAGAGGACGAGAGCCCGCAGUUCCUCAUGACUGACAGACAGCUGGCUAUGUUCAUAAAAACACAGCCCGCAUCGCCAGAAGACGUAUUCAAAGUGUUUCCAAACAUCAGCCCGCUCUUCAAGGCAAACCUGAACAACUUCCUGAAUCUUCUGAAGAUAAAAACAAAACCAACGUCUUUCAAUAUGACCGCGCUCAAGGAAAGCCAUGUUUCGCACAAAAAACAGUAG